CAGCACCAUUGCCAGCAAUUGCCAUUGUAUUUUGGACACUAUUGUUCUAGCAUCCUGUCUAAAUAUUUGUUCUAUUUAUAUGAAAAUUCAAAUAUUACUCAAUCAUUUUAACUACUGCGGAAAUAAAUGCUACUAUAGACUAUUGUAGUGCGUGCGCAAGAUCUUCGCUGAACUAGCUACGUUCACUGCACUGGUGCUGUUCCCAUCUUUACUAGCGACCCAAUAGGAAAGGAGUUCCUGUGGUGCCUGAUCUCUCCAGACCUGUUCAUGCAGAUCGACCUGUUAUGGACUCGUCAAAGAGGCAACGACCUGAGAAAGGAUACUAUUCCUACCUCCAUAAUAUAAGCUCGGCUGACAUGGACUUAUCUAGCAUGCGGGAAGCACGAGAUGUGAGAACCACUCUGAGCUGUAAGUCUGAUGACAGUCUGCCAGAAGGGGUCUUCCUUGUUGAGAGGAUAAUUCAUCAUCGACUAACUAAGCUCAAGGGACCUUUUGUUCCAUUAUCCCGGGCCUCCUAGCUAUGGCAGUAAACAAGCAGUCCAGAAGAGCAGAGAGCCUGUCCAUCACCAUCUCAAAUUCAGCAAAGAAGUACUCUGACUUCAGCCACACAGAACCACAAGUACAGCCAAACUUCUCUCUCUCUAUUCCUAUCGAGUUGCUGCAUCAUUGGUACAUGAACAAGAAGGCAGAAGAGACAUUCAUUAGCUUAGUUAAUAGCAUGGUAACAAUAGUUAAACUAGCACAAAGCGAUCGUCUGGAGAAAAGGCUUGCAGAACAAGCUAGCAAGGUAGCAAGAAGGAUACGGGGGCUAAAAGGAAGAAGGAGGUAUGCCGUACUUGCUGGAGAAUACAACCUCUUCGUGCUUGAUGGAGAAGCAGAAUCGUAUUCUGAAAUUGAGCAGCAACUAUCCACUGAAUCUCCACAGCCAACAACAAUCCCCGAAACAAGUAGACCUACCACAGCACACAUCAACAAAGGCAAAAAAGUUCACGAGGUAUCACCACGACAGGUAAAACGAAAGCUAGCACACUGUAAGAGCUCUGCAGAGCAAGCGCUUUGGUUUUGUGAAUCAUUCGGUCUUCAGCCAGAAUCUUUAGAGCUACGCAAACAGACAGGAUCUCCCAUCAAAUUCAAUUUUUUAUCUAGCCCAUCUCACAAGCCACAACAUCAAACGCCAGCUCUUUCACCAAACGAUUCUGCGAGGGUACAGCAAGCUCUUUAUGUACUUGACAGGUUUGCUGUGAGUGACGAAGCUUAUCAUGAAUUGAGCGUCGCAUCUGAUUUACCACCACUGUACCGAAUCAAGGAUGCUCGCCUCUCAAUUAACAACUCUCUCGACAUCCGACAUCUCGAAGGUCCUUAUCCUGGUGCUUAUAGACCACCGAAAGCUGCAAUCCAGGAAGAGCUAGCUAAGAUCGUUCAUUCAGGGAAAGCUAUCACCCAACCAGUAAAAGUAAAACUCAGUGGUGACGGAGCCAGAUUCACAAGAUCAUCCAAUAUCAUACUUCUCUCAUUUGCAUUUCCAGAAAUUCAAGACAAUGUUUUAUCAGGCAUGGGUAAGCUUAACAAUAAAAAUAUUAAACGAGAAAGUGGUGAAAAUAUUUUUAUAUUGACAUUCAUACAGGCAAUCAUACUUUUGCUGGCCUAA
This is a messenger RNA of Halichondria panicea, 1648 nucleotides long. RefSeq lists its product as uncharacterized. The coding region runs from base 521 to 1648 and encodes 375 amino acids. Lineage: Eukaryota; Metazoa; Porifera; Demospongiae; Suberitida; Halichondriidae. The transcript is spliced from 5 exons. The record is from RefSeq and is a predicted model, not a curated record.